AUGUUGCCUGGGUUAUGUGUUCGUGGCUGGAUUGUGAUGUGUUUCAUCUCGAUCCUUCUCUUCACCGCCGUCGCUGCUCCAGCUGCUUACAUCUCCAAAACACGCUGGCGUACGAUCUAUGUCGCUGUUGCCACGCCAGUGGUGUGGGUCAUCUACAAUGCUGUGCUCUACUUAAUUCUCUACCGUCCUAUGGUGCGCUGCGCGAGCAUGCUGAGGUGCGGUGCGUUCUGCAAGACGAAGCAUGCCGACGGUACAAGCAACGUGAAACUCUUCACGAAGGAGAUGUACCAGCUGAACAAUGCCUUGCACGCCCUCAAGUGUGAGACGGCAGAGAUUAGGGCUGCGACGACGCUGAUCAAUCAGCAGCUUGAUGGGCAUAUGGGGGACGGCUCGCAUCACGAGGUCAACAGUCCUAUCACAGUGCUGACGCCGGCGAUGUAUUUGCAAUGA
Molecule: messenger RNA, 450 nt
Organism: Leishmania braziliensis MHOM/BR/75/M2904
Lineage: Eukaryota; Euglenozoa; Kinetoplastea; Trypanosomatida; Trypanosomatidae
Exons: 1
Coding region: 1-450 (149 amino acids)
Source: RefSeq, a predicted model, not a curated record